GUUCAGCCUCUGUCCCUGGAGGAGCUGCUGGCGAAGAAGAAAGCUGCAGAGGUGGCCGAGUCGAAGCCCAAGUUCCUCUCGAAGGCCGAGCGGGAGGCCGAGGCCCUGCGGCGGCGCCAGCAAGAGGUGGACGAGCGCCGGCGGGCGCAGGACGAUGAGCGGAGGAAACAGAAACUCUUCCAGGAGAUGGGGAGGAAAAUGCUGGAGGACCCACAGGAACGGGAGAGGCGGGAGCGGAGGGAGAGAAUGGAACGUGAGAGCCAGGGGAACGACGAGGAGGGCGGCCGGCUGAAGAUGCGCGAGGAGAAGGACAAGACGAAGGAGCUGCAGGCCAUCAAGGAGCGUUACCUGGGGGGGGUGAAGAAGAGGAGGAGGACGAGGCAUCUCAACGACAGGAAGUUUGUGUUCGAAUGGGAUGCGUCAGAGGACACGUCGUUGGACUACAACCCUCUGUACAAGGAACGACACCACGUCCAGCUCCUGGGCCGAGGCUUCAUCGCAGGCAUCGACCUCAAGCAGCAGAAGCGGGAGCAGUCGCGCUUCUACGGAGACUUGAUGGAGAAGAGACGGACCCUGGAGGAGAAGGAGCAGGAGGAAGCCCGACUGCGCAAAGUGCGCAAGAAGGAGGCCAAGCAGAGGUGGGACGACAGGCACUGGUCGCAGAAGAAGCUGGACGAGAUGACCGAGAGGGACUGGCGGAUAUUCCGCGAGGACUACAGCAUCACCACCAAGGGCGGCCGGAUUCCCAACCCCAUCCGCUCCUGGAAGGACUCCAGCCUGCCGCUGCACAUCCAGGAGGUCAUCGACAAGUGCGGCUACAAG
Messenger RNA from Carcharodon carcharias (great white shark), 822 nucleotides. It is a transcript of the gene ddx23, whose product is annotated as DEAD (Asp-Glu-Ala-Asp) box polypeptide 23. The transcript is spliced from 6 exons. Gene Ontology annotation, molecular function: high voltage-gated calcium channel activity. Lineage: Eukaryota; Metazoa; Chordata; Chondrichthyes; Lamniformes; Lamnidae. Gene Ontology annotation, cellular component: voltage-gated calcium channel complex. The annotation marks the transcript as partial. The record is from RefSeq and is a predicted model, not a curated record. Gene Ontology annotation, biological process: chemical synaptic transmission; regulation of voltage-gated calcium channel activity; neuromuscular junction development.